Notodromas monacha is the source of this 4001-nucleotide messenger RNA. NCBI's taxonomy places the organism in Eukaryota, Metazoa, Arthropoda, Ostracoda, Podocopida, Cyprididae. The record is from the annotation of a GenBank genome assembly.
UUUUCAUCGAUGGAAACAGGAGAUGGCGGAGUUGUGGAAGGAGUGUAUGAGAUGGUUGAUAGAUUGUAAAGUGCUUCCCGAUGAUCACCGAGUUACUCAACCGAGCGCUCAAGUUAUAGAUUUAGCGCUCACACUUCGCGAUGGGUUGGUGCUGUGUCGACUUGCUAGUAACCUGGAUUCUAGUGCGAUAAAUUUGAAGGAUGUCAGCCCCCGCCCGCAGACCUCGCAGUUUCUGUGCGUCAAGAAUAUCAAGUUGUUCUUGACAGCAUGCAGAGAACAUUUUGGGCUCACUGAUCGGGAAUUGUUCGAGCCCCAUAUGCUUUAUGACCUCUCAAGAUUCGGACAGGUGCUAAUUACGCUUUCAGCGUUGUCGAAAACUGCGCAAGCAAGGUCAAAGAAUAUAGCUCCUUUCCCGAUUGUUUCCCGGGGACCAGUUGAUGACAGCAUUUACAAGAAUCUCGACGAAGUGGCUGAUCACCAUUUUCCGCCUAAUCACACUGGAAGGCUCGAUUCUGCUUACGAUCGAUUGCGCAUACAUUUCGAUCACACUGGUGCGGUCUACACGAGUGAUCGGGAAGAAGAUGUUUACGAAGACAUUUGUUACAUUACCUUCAAGCAAACAGAGUUGCACGAAGACGUGGUUUACCGUCGCCAGUUGGAUAUUCGAGCAAGUUUCGCUGAAGCGUAUUACGAGCGCAUCGAGGAUAUUUAUGACGUUAUUUGCUCGUACUCAAAGAAGAACGAGAUACCGAGCGUAACACAAACUCCGCUGAACAAGCGCGAUCACUGCAUGAAAGAACUCGUGGAAACAGAAAACAGCUAUGUGAUGGCUUUGCGGAUGCUGAAGCAGCAUUUUAUGAAGCCGUUGUCGGACGUACUACCGGUGGCCAAGCGUGACGUGAUAUUCCUCAAGAUCAAAGACUUGAUCGAAAUCCACACGGGAUUCUACAGUCAGCUAUGCCAAGCCUGUCAGGACGAGGCUGACGCAAUUUCCCCGCCCGGGUCUUUGAAACACACAAGAGCCAACUCCUUCGAUGUUCCUUCCCGCAUCAGUGAUGUAUUUUUGCGGUGGAAAGAAAAAUUCGUUGUUUACGGAGAUUUCAUUGAAAACCUGACGCGGGCACAAGAAACGAUUGACGAUCUAUGCGCCUCGGAACCGUCGAUCAAAAUAGAAAUAGCGAAAUGUGAAAUGGCGGCGGAACAAGGAAAGUUCCGGUUGCGGGAUUUGUUGACCGUUCCCAUGCAGCGCGUGUUGAAGUAUCACCUGCUUUUGGAUCAGCUAAUCAAAAACACUUCGUCGGAUCAUGAUGAUUACGAUGGACUGAGAAACGCGCAUUCUGCUUUCCUGGACCUUAACGAGUAUCUUAACGAAGUGAAGCGAGAUAGCGACGAUCUUCAGGCUGUACAAGAUAUUUUGUUGAACAUAGAAGGCGACAAUAUUCAGGCUCAUGGUGGUGCCUGUGAUCCGAAGAAAUUCGGCCGUCAUGUGAAGGAAGGUGAACUGAAGGUGCUCUUUCACGAUAACCCUCCAAAGAAAAACCGGUACAUUUUUGUAUUCGACAAGGUUUUGCUUAUCUGCAAGGCGAGUAGGGUGAGUGGAACGCUGCUUUUUUCGUUUCUAAUUCGGAUGACCGAUGGGGAGCAGUACGUUUGCAAGGACCUACUACAGCUGUCGGACUACAAGGUCGAUGAAACGCCGAAAGACGGAUCAAAAAAAGGGGAUGGAAAAGGGAACUGGACCUGGUCGUGGCAUCUCGUCCAACGCGUUGACAACACCGCGAUCACGAUGUAUGCAAAGACGGAACAGGAAAGGAAACACUGGCUUGCUGCUUUGAAAGGCCUUGUGGAGAGAAUGAACCCUGCUGAAGCACGGCGUGCCGGACAUUGUUUCAGUGUUGCAACGACGACUCCAGGGACCAAUUGCAAGUUUUGUCGUCUUCUGAUGAAAGGGCUUGUUUACCAGGGUUACCAGUGUUCCGUGUGCUCCAUCGUGGUGCACAAAGAUUGUUUGGAAAAGCUUACUCUCUACUGCGGUCGACCCGAACCACCUCCACGACGAGAAGAGAGCUUGAUCAGUUCUUCCGUGUCUCUACCGCCCCCAAGACCUUUAAAUGGACCUCCGCUACCGUCGCCCAGAACACCACUAGGCGUCGAGGAAGAUUUGCAUGGCUAUGAUUGGUUUCAAGGUCGAAUGUCGAGACCUGAAGCAACACAGCGACUGAGUGCCAAGUACGUACCGCCGGGGACGUUCAUGGUUCGUCUAAGCAUGGAUCGACCGGAUAUCGCUAUCAGUGUGAAGGAUGAAGAGCGUGUUCGUCACAUGCGAGUGGCCAUUAAAGACGAAGCCGGCUUUCCCAUUGGAACUCAGGACAGACGAUAUUAUCUCGCGAAUGCUCAUUUCUUUCGUUCGAUGAAGGAGUUGAUCGAGUGGUACAAGGAUCACAGUUUAUGCGAAUCGUUCGUCGAACUGGAUAUUACGCUGCAGAGAACGUAUUUCGAUAUUCUGAACAGCGUGACGGAAGUCACGUCGAAUUAUUCGUACGAGCCAGGGGACGAUGGCGGCGGCGAUGAUGUUAAGAGUAACGUGUUGUGCUUGAAAGCUGGCGCUCAAGUUUCCGUGCUUGACAAAAAAUACGAUAACCAGGGUUGGUGGCUCGUCCAUGCCCAGCAUCAGACUGGAUAUUUUCCGAAGUCACACUUGAGUCAAAAACCAAGCGUAGCGUGACUGGUCGUAACAAAGCGAUGGACUUCAUGGCAUGCGAAACUAGCGGUGAACGACGUAAUUCCGUCAGAAAUUGGCAUUAAUAAUCUCUGUUCAUACUGAGAAACGAUGGGGGAACUCCGCGCGAAAAUAGCCAGUCGCGCGGUUGACGUCAGUGCGAUGAAGAAAUUAUUGCGCAGCAAGAUAUUUUUUUGAAUUUUUUUGCUCGUUGUCAAAAUUUUAAUUUUUUACUCGUGUGAAACCGCAGAGGUUUUGGAAGGAAUAUUUGUGAAGAAUUUUUUGUGUUGAAAUUGGGAUUAUUUUUUUUUGUAUUCGUUCCCGAGAUACUGUUGUGCUCGACUCAUUGCUGUGGGGAAUCACUUUUUUCUUGUGGGUCAUCUUAUUCGUUAACGGUUUUAUCCUGCGACUCGAAUGUCUUCUCUGUGAGGUAUCGUGUCAUGGAAGGUGCAAGUGUCGGUUAUUGAUUUUUGAACACUUGUUUCGUUAUUUUUUUCGUAGUGAAGUGGCAACCAAGUCAUGCCUUUAGGUACUGAUAACCAGCGUGGCAUUGGCAGUAGCGCCAUGAUGUGAUGCUUAAAUUAAUGCAUUCGAUUGCUUCGAAGUGGCUGCUUUCAUCAUGUGUCUUCCUUUUGAUCUGGUUCUCCAAUUUGUCACUGAUUUGAUGUUGCGACUCACCUCGUGAUUUACGCUUGGAACAGUUUUUUUCGUGGUGCCAUACCUACUUGUUUUCCAGUUCUCCGAUCCCCGCAGAAUUCUCUGUGUAGUAUCGCGACAGUUCAGCGCGUCCCGAACACAACCCGUCUUGAACAGGGCGUGUCUAAAAAGUUUAAUAAAAGGGUGCUAGCGGAAAACAAGUCUAAACCAUCUGCGGAAAGAAGAGCUUCUGUUCUUAGAAGCAUUGAAAUAUUCAUUUUUUCAAUUGAAAUACUUUACUUUUCGUCGUCUGGGAAAUCUUUCCAGUUGAGCAUAACGCACAGAAGCUAUUCAGCUCAAGUGAGAUUUAUACUUCCGCUUUUCUUAUCACUCGCUGUUUUGGACGCGCUCAAUUGUGCGGUUCUGGGUGACUGCCUUGGGAGGCAGCCAGAAACUCUGGUAAUACCAAGUACAAACUGUCAGGAAAAAAAAAGAGCGACUCGGUUAAAAGCCGGCUUAAAAAAUCGCUGUUUCGUUGGCCACUCAAUCGCCUUGCGGAAUUUCAUUCGAAAAUGUUGUUACAGGGCCAAGGAGAGGAUGAGAAUUUUGUGGACAAUAAAACAUUCAGACAAUUUCUCACCGCAUA